This is a messenger RNA of Apis laboriosa (Himalayan honeybee), 1500 nucleotides long. RefSeq names its product major facilitator superfamily domain-containing protein 10 (gene rtet). Bases 16 to 1335 code for a protein of 439 amino acids. Lineage: Eukaryota; Metazoa; Arthropoda; Insecta; Hymenoptera; Apidae. Gene Ontology annotation, biological process: transmembrane transport. The transcript has 7 exons. Gene Ontology annotation, molecular function: transmembrane transporter activity. Gene Ontology annotation, cellular component: brush border membrane. The record is from RefSeq and is a predicted model, not a curated record.
GUAAUACAUUAAAUAAUGGCUAAAAUAAAAGAUAAUACUGUUCAAGUAGUAUUUGUUUCUUUACUGUUGGAUCUUCUGGCAUUUACUAUGAUAUUACCAUUAUUACCAGCUUUAUUAGAUUAUUAUAAAGAAAUAGAAAAAAAUCAAGGUAUAUAUUUUAAAAUUUUAUAUUAUGUACAAAAUACAAGAAAAUUUUUUGAUGCUCCUGAUAAGAUCAAUACAGUGCUUUAUGGAGGUUUCCUUGGUUCUAUGUAUUCCUUUUUACAAUUUUUAAGUUCUCCAAUAGUGGGAGCAUUAUCAGAUAUAUAUGGAAGAAAACCAUUGAUGAUAUGUUGUUUAAUAGGAAUUGCUUUGUCUUAUCUGUUAUGGGCAUUUUCUUGUAAUUUUGCUAUAUUUGUAUUAGCAAGAUUUAUUGGAGGUAUUAGUAAAGGAAAUAUUAAUUUAUCAAUGGCUAUUAUUAGUGAUGUUACCUCUCCAAAAACAAGAGGAAAAGCAAUGGCACUUAUUGGUAUAGCUUUUUCUAUAGGUUUUGUAGUAGGCCCAAUGAUUGGAGCAUUUUUUGCAUGGACUUUUAGUGAUAAUAAAAAAGAAGCAUGGUAUAUAAUACCUGCUGUAUUUGCUUUUUUUUUAGCAACAAGCGAUUUGUGUUUUAUUGUUUACUAUUUAAAAGAAUCUUUACCACAGAAGUAUAGAAGCAGUAAUCUUAUAUCUGGAAUAUCUGGAAUUAUUACUUACAUUAAUCCUAUAGAUUUAUUCCAAUUUAAUGGAGUAUCUGGUUUAAGUUUACAAGACAAAAAAAAUUUAAAAACACUGGGUUGUGCAUAUUUCAUAUAUUUGUUUAUAUAUAGUGGCUUGGAAUUUACUUUAACUUUCUUAACUCAUUAUUUAUUUAAAUUUACGAGCAUGCAACAAGGAUGGAUGUUUUUGGGAAUUGGAUUAAUUAUGGCAAUCUUACAAGGAAGUUGGAUACGAACAAUUCCAUCUAAUAAAACAAAAUCUAUUGCAGAAUUGGGUUUAUGGUUGAUUAUUCCAGCAUUUAUUUGUAUAGGUUUAGCAAAUGAUAUAUUAACAUUGUCAAUUGGAUUAUGUCUGUUUGCAAUUUCUACUGCUAUGGUUGUUACUUGUAUGAUGACUCUUGUAACACAUAUUGGUCCUGAUUAUCAAAAAGGUGCAAUAACAGGUGUUUUUCGUUCUCUUGGAGCAUUAGCACGAGCUUGUGGACCUAUUGUAGCUUCUUCAGCUUUUUGGUGCAUUGGUAGUAAAGCAACAUAUCUUAUAGGUGCUAUAUUUCUUAUACUUCCACCUGUAAUUCUUCAGAUGAUGAAAUCAUUUUAAUAUAAACAUUUGUUUAAGUAUUGCAUAUUUAUAUUUUUACAGUAUUUUUAUAUAUUUUAUAAAUUGUAUUAUAUAAAUAUCUUAUAAAAAAAGAAUUUUUUGUGCAAUUAUGUAUUAUAUAUGAAAAGUAUUAUAUAAUUAUAUAUUUUGAUAUUCAAAUUAUCU